CUAAGCCUGCUUUUUUCAUGAUAUUCUUUCAACAGUGCAAGUUAUUAAAGUUAUAAACUGGCCAAUCAGGUGCCUUAGUAAAAAUAUGGGGUCUCACGACGAACGUUCAAAACAUUUGACAUAUUCCUCAAGCCCACUUUCAGUGGUAGGGAUCUGGAUUUCUAGAGUUGACAGUGGUUGCCAAUGAAAUGUCGUCUCAGUCCGAUUUGGACCAAUAACUGCUUUCUGACAAUUUCUGGCUCAACUACGGCAAAAAAAGCCGAUUGAAUUGACUUAAAUUCAUUAGAGCUGGAAGUAAGCUAUUUUCUAUGGGUGACGUCACACUCACUUGAUCCAGUUUUCUUAUUCAGUCAAUGAUUCAGAUCUUGUUCCUGCCCUAAGCCACUCAACAAAAAGUAUGAAAUAGGGAGCAACAGCUUGCUUAAUACUCUGAACAUGUAUAUCCUAGACAGGUCAUCCAAUUAAAGAAAAACCUGAUACGACGAUGGCUUUAAAAGUAUUUAGAUCACCUUUUAGAAAAACAAAACAUGAAGACAGAAAAAUAGCGGGUGUAUUGUUGUGUUCUAUAUCCAUACCACACUUUGUUUGCUUUGUUUCUUUUUUUGUGGAAAAAAAACAAAACUUUUCCAAAAUAGCCUGAAUUUCUUUUUAAAUAACACCUUAGAUAAACAGAAGUCCAUACAUGAUGACAAGUACAUGAACCACAAAAGGAAAAGUUGCAGUUAAUGACUUCUUUCUAAAUGAUUUCCAAGCACACUGACGUUUCCAAAACUGUUUCUGAACAAACCAUUGUAGUAUGUAACAAGGACAGUGGUGGAGAUAUAAUAAUUUGGGCUUCUUCUGCAGUCACAGAGUCACUUUCAAAUAUUUGGGGGAGAAACAUGAAGGCAGCUUGUGAUGCAACACCACAGUGAUCCAAACCAUUGUUGUACUGGCUGACUCUUACUGAUUUUCAGUGCAUAGGACUCAUUCUUGUCAACAAAUGUGCUAUCACUGGGCAUGUAUUGUCAUGUUUUAGCAGCUUCCCAAAGCAACAUGCUGUUGGCUUUGCUAGACACUUCACAUGCAUUUCCAUUGAAAUAAUUAAACAGACAGGAAGUCUUUUACCAUGCAUUAAAAAUUACCAGUUGCCCCUACAUGCUUCAGAAACGUGCCAGGAUGGACUUGAAUUUGCUUAGGCAUCAGCAAAUAGUAAAAGAAUCUUAACAAACUAAGUAACGUACGGAAGUGAAACUGGCCAAACAUCCUUCUCCAGUGGUUGUAGGCAAUGCAACGAAUGUUUGCUUUAAAUGGAUGCUGCAAAAAGAUGGCACUUCUAGCUACAUGUUGCACAUUUGUUCUUUCAGUUUAACCAGGUUAACCAGAUUGUUUUGCUAUCAUUUUCUCUCAUACACGAGAAUUUUAAAAAACAAAACUGUUGAUUAAUGGAUGGAUCUGUGGAUUUUUACUACUAUCAAAACACAACAAAAUUGUUGAUAACGACAACAAUGCAUAACAUCCUUCCAGCGAAGAGUAAUUGUAAAUUAAGAAAAAGCAUGAUUUGUGUUGCUUUGUUGUUUCUGUUUUGUUCUUGAUAUUCAUUUUUGAUUUGUGUCUGUCAAUGUUGCCAAAUGUUUUAGCUAUAAUGAUAUCUAAGCCAAUAAGUGUUGAUGACUUCCUGCGCACCACCCAUAUGACAACUGCCGUGUGUGUGGGAAUUUGUGAGCAAAUGCGUGCGUAUGCGCGAGUAAUCAACAAACAACUUCUCUCUCACAGAAACUACCCUUCCCAUCAGACUUGGCUGACCUGGUUUCAACAUGGAGUAGAGCAGUGAUUUUAUGGCAUUACAUGCUCUGAUCUCAGAUCAUUGAAAUGCCUAAGACAUCUUGGAGCUGCUCUGCUGCAGAAUCAACAGAGCUGUUUAUUUUAGAGGCCUGUUGAUCCCUUGGUGGAUUGGGUUCUUUGCUAACUUCUGUUUAUUUCCAGGCUUAGCUGCGCUCAGCGGAUCAUUUCUUGGGCUCCCCACCUUUGAGGUUCUGCAUUCUUUUCUUACACCCAUGAACACUCCCUCUGUUUCUCCCCCUUCUGGCAUAUGAAGAAGAGAGGAAGAGACAGUUGGCAUUUGCAUGUCCAUACUGUACUGACUGUGGCAAAAUGGCAGCUUCUCUCUCAUCGUCCUCCUUCCUUUACCUCACUCACCCUCUCCUGAGAGAAGUAACCCAGAUUUCAAAAUGAAUCGCCGCCUAUUCCCCUCAAUCUUUCUCCUCUCUCUCUGUUACUUUAUUUUUUCCUCACUGUCUCUCUCUCCACCUCUUGUCUUCUUCCUCGUAAAAACAGAAUCUAUCUUGGAAAGAGAAUAGCACCUCUGUCUCUUCCUCCUCAUCAUCCUUUUUCUGGGUUAAAGGAGAUAUACCGAUGCACUCUGCUAUCUUUGGGUCUCAGAAACUCGAAUCGUAACAGUUGUUAUUUCUAUUUAAAGUUAUAACCCUGCCUUUUUUUAAGGUUUAUUUUUGUUGCCAGCUUUUUUUUUUUAGCUUUGCAGUAUUCUACUUCUUUUUGGAGGUAAGCAGCUACAGGUGGGCCCAUCUUUAUUUUUCAAAACCCAGAGGGAGGCAGGAGACGGCGAAGUGGAUUUGUUUGGAUUUCUUCUCACUUGCAGCAAAUUCAGGUAUUUUGUGUUUAAUUUAUCCAGUUGCAGUGUGUGCACAUUUGUUGCUAUCCUUUUGACAGUAAAUGUUGUUUCUAUGUAGUCUAAGAAUGAUCAUUUUACCUUCUGUUCACUUUAUUAACCAUUUUAGCCCCCCUUGUUACUUUACAAAGACAACCAUAUGUCACAAGCAUAAUCUUUAGAAAUGGGCUUCUUUGGAUGUUCAUUAAAAUCUUGUUGAAUUUAAAUUCAUUCUUUAUGGUUCAACAAAUCUUUGAUGCUAAUCUUUUCAUGUAUUAGUUGCACACAUAUCCAUGUUAUUCUGCAACAAACUUUUCUGCAGAAAUGGGUCUACUGCUAAUAAGGACGAGCAGGAAAAUGAGAGGAUGCUCUGAUACUGGAGCAGCUGGUGGGGGUGUUGUUCACAUGGCAACAGGAGUUGGUUGACAUAAGGACCACGGGGUGGGUGGGGGCCAGACGUAGCUGGCAGGAAAAUCGAGAUAUAAGGGGGUGCAGAGGGAUGGAUACGCAGUAUGUGGGACACACACUAGAAACGGCACAUCUUUCCCACACAGCAUGUGGGAGAGCCGUUUAGGGUUUAGGAAUUCUCAGGAGUUCUCUGCAACUUCAAUUUUUUUCUUCCCUUCUCUCUUCGUCAUAUCACCGCGCCGCUGCUCCCUACCCUUCAUGCCAUGUGCCAUUAAUACAACUGCUGUCUCCACUGUGACCCAUUACACUUCUCAUCCAUCCUCCUUUUCUCCUCCUCCUCUUUUACCCUCUCCCAUGUUCAAGGUCCUUUUCCAGCACAGCUCCAAGGCCUUGGGAGUGACUGCUACCUUCCACCCCCAUUAUCCCUCCUCCUACUUUUCCACAUCCUCCAGGCAUCAUGUCCACCCCUGUGUCCCCUUCACCUUCCCUCUCUCCACUGACACUGGCCUCCCCUACAUCUGCAACCUCGCCUGGCGUUUCACCCCUGCCAUCGCCCCUCUCCCCUCCACCCAGGGUGCCGGUGUUUCAGAGGAAAGGAGCCCUCAAACACAAAAGGGUUGUGGAGGUGAAAGACCAUCAGUUCACAGCACGAUUCUUCAAGCAGCCCACCUUCUGCAGCCACUGCACCGACUUCAUUUGGGGUAUUGGAAAGCAAGGAUUCCAGUGUCAAGUUUGCAGUUUUGUGGUCCACAAAAGAUGCCACGAGUUUGUGACCUUCACCUGUCCUGGCUCUGUGGCGGCCCCCAGACCUGACGACCUGAAGAGUCAACACACAUUUAAGGUCCACACAUAUUCAAGUCCCACAUUUUGCGACCACUGCGGCUCGCUGCUGUACGGCCUCAUCCACCAGGGCAUGAAAUGUACCAGUUGUGACAUGAACGUCCAUCGAAGGUGUGAGACCAGUGUGCCCAGUCUCUGCGGACAGGACCACACAGAGAAAAGGGGUAGAAUCCACCUGACCAUCAGAGGCGACAAGGAGGACGUCUACGUGACAGUGCGUGAGGCUCGCAACCUGAUGCCCAUGGACCCCAACGGAUUGUCAGACCCGUAUGUAAAACUCAAGCUGAUUCCAGAUCCAAAGAGCCACAGCAAACAGAAAACCAAGACCAUCCGCUCGACCCUCAACCCUGUGUGGAAUGAGAGUUUCACUUUCUCAGUGCGUGGCCACCAGUGGGACAGACGCCUGUCCGUUGAGGUGUGGGACUGGGACCGGACGUCUAGGAAUGAUUUCAUGGGUGCACUGUCCUUUGGUGUCAGUGAGAUUUUCAGGCGUCCCAUCAGUGGAUGGUUCAAGCUCCUGGCUCAAGAUGAGGGAGAGUACUACAAUAUUCCUGUACCGGACCCUGACCUGCAGGAACCUCAGCCAGACGUCACAGUGCCCGUUCUGCCUCAAGUGGUGGUAACCCCGCUGCCGGAGCCGUUCCCUGUGGCCCUGUCCUCCAUCCCCAUCCAACCCUGUCUCCCGGUCCAUAAGUCAGGUUCCACCAAAGUCACAGUGAGCAUCCACGACUUCAACUUCCUCAUGGUGCUGGGCAAAGGGAGCUUUGGCAAGGUGCUGCUGGCAGAGGAGCGAGGCAGCGAGCGUCUGUUUGCGGUGAAGGUUCUGAAGAAGGAUGUUCUCUUCCAGGAUGAGGACACAGAGAGCGCCCUAGUGGAGAGGAGAGUUCUAGCCCUCCCCUCACGCCCUCACUUCCUCACAUCUCUCUACUGUGCCUUUCAGACUGAGGACCGCCUGUAUUAUGUGAUGGAGUAUGUCAACGGUGGAGACCUGAUGUUUCACAUUCAGCAAGUUGGGAAGUUCAAAGAGCCCCAUGCAGCUUUUUAUGCAGCGGAGGUGGCAGUUGGCCUCUUCUUCCUCCACAGUAAAGGCAUCAUCUACAGGGAUCUGAAGCUGGAUAAUGUACUGCUUGACAGUGAAGGCCACAUAAAGAUAGCAGAUUUUGGGAUGUGCAGGGAGGGCGUGUUUGAGGGCGACACCACACGCACAUUUUGUGGCACCCCUGACUACAUUGCCCCUGAGAUUGUGGCAUAUCAGCCGUAUAACAAAGCAGUGGACUGGUGGUCUUACGGAGUACUGCUUUAUGAAAUGCUGGCAGGACAGCCACCGUUUGAUGGCAUUGACGAGGAGGAGCUGUUUCAGUCCAUCAUGGAGCAGAGUGUGUCCUAUCCCAAAAGUCUCUCCAGAGAAGCCGUCGCUAUCUGCAAGGGACUCCUGACAAAACACCCUGCCAAGCGUCUGGGCGGAGGAGAGGAGGCAGAGAGGGAAAUCAGGGAGCAUCCCUUCUUCCGAUGGAUCGACUGGGAUUGUCUGGAAAGACUGGAGAUCCAGCCACCAUUUAAACCCAGAACUGGUGGAAGGAAAGGGGAGAACUUUGACAAGUUCUUCACCGGAGCUCCAUCAGUUCUCACGCCGUCCGAUCCCGAUGUGCUUGCAGCCAUCAACCAGGAAGACUUCCAGGGGUUUUCCUUCCUAAAUCCAGACUUUGCUCCCUCACCUCUGACCGCUGUUUGAAGAAAGCCCCCAGUCCCACAAACCCUUCGUACCUGUUAUCUUUCCAAUCCUAGAUUCAUAGUGGACAAUUAGAUUGUGACAUAGCAGCAGGUCAGUUAUUCCCUCAACCAAAUUUUAACGUUUACACAAAGAUGUCAUGACACCUUGAUAUUCACUUACUCUUUGACGUACUUAUGCACUAGUUACUGCAUGUGUGUCAACAGCUCACACAGAGGCAGCAUUGUGGAAUAGAGUUUUGUAAGAGUCCUCUUAAGUUGAUUUAAGACUACUGUAGUAUCAACUUGAUGAAAUGAACACUUUGCAUGCAGCUAGUUUUCAUAUAACUUCAUAAUUCAAAGAAGACAAAAGUAUUUAAAACUUUUGGGUUUUGUACAACGGCAGAAGUAGAGUGGUCGACCUCUGACUGGGGAUCGCGGGUUUGGUUCCCUCUCUGUGCACCCAUGUGUACCCUUGAGCACAACAAUGCACCUCUCAUUGCUCCAGGCAGCCUUGUUAGCACCUUGCAUUGGUGCAUAACUGUGCGUAUAAACGGGUACUAUGCCUGUAUAGCGCUUUGGGUCUUGAAGAUGGUAGAAAAGUGCUAUAUAAACAAACACCAUUCGUCAUUUAACCAUUUUGAAAGAGAAAAGAAAAGAAAAAAACGCCAACGUGAAGCCCUUUUCUUUCCUGCACAGUUUUGCCUCUUUGAAGCUUGUUUGCUUGUGCAGGAACUUGUACAUUUCUGUUUUGAUUGUUGUACACCAGGAGACUUUUUGGUGUGUAAUGAUGUGCUCACUGCAUUGAUUGGUAGUAAUUAAAAGCGAGGCUCAGUGAGACUGUUCAAUACGUGGAAAAAAUGCUAACAGUGUUGUCAAUGAAAACUGUGUGAUCGAAGCAGGUAGCAGCAAAUCUCAGCACUCUUAUGUCAUAAAGAUAAAUGGUGUAUAUUUGUUUGAUGGAUAGUUAGAUUUUUUCAAAGCAACGGAUCCUGCUAAGACGAGUGGAAGUGUGGUUAAUUAUGCAGCAAAAGGUCAUUUUAGGUCAGCCAGAGAUGAAUCUGAAUGUCACAACCAUGCAGUAUAAUAGAUAUGAUAUAUAAAGUGUACCAGUUUAUAGUAGGCAAUUAUCCUUGUUAGUGUAACUCUUUUUUGUUGUUUUUAUGUUCUAACAAAAAUCUAAUAAAGUGACUCAGAAAAGUCAUGAA
This is a messenger RNA of Oryzias latipes (Japanese medaka), 6810 nucleotides long. The record is from RefSeq and is a predicted model, not a curated record. NCBI's taxonomy places the organism in Eukaryota, Metazoa, Chordata, Actinopteri, Beloniformes, Adrianichthyidae.